AUGAACCCAAAAGAUGACCAAAAGGAACAAGUACUAAAUCGCAAAUGCUUGAAAAGAAAUUUUGAAAAAUUGAAAUCAUUAUACAGUGUAGAACUCUUAUGUGAUACUCCUACAGUGUCUUCGAAUAAGAGGAGUAAAGAACUGGAUUUAAAAGAAAUAGAAACAAGUGAAAAAAAAAUUCCUAAUGAACAAGAUCACUUUUACUACUGUCAAAGAAGCAAGAGAAAGUUCGAAGUAAAUUCUAAUGAAAUAACAGAAAAAAAAAAAAAGAAAAAGAAACAUAUAACUGAAAUUCAAAAAAAUCAUUACAACUUGGUGAAUAAUAAUAAUGAUGAGAUCACAUUGAAUUCAUUAAAUGAAUGUACAUCCGAAGAGUUGAACCAACAGAAACAAAAUGUAUCCGUUUUGUGCAAAAAUGUAAAGGAUAUCCUUUCACAUAAUGUUAUACCGAAUGGUGACCAGUUCGAACAUGAUAAUAAUAAUAUCCCCAAAGGCGGAUUUAGCCAAUUAGCAAUUAUUCCAUUUGAAAGGGAGUACAUGAACAAUUCAUCAAUGGAUUAUAAAUAUGAAAGGUCUAGCAGUAACACACAUACAAAUUAUAGUAAUAAUGGAAAUACCCCACUUGACAAAAAUAAUAUGAAAAAUAUUUUCCAUUUUUUAGCAAGAAAAGAUAUGCUGUACCAAAAUUUAUUCAAAAAUCAAAUAAAGAAUAACAAACCCAUAAUGAUCAAAUGUGACAAUUUAAAUUUAUUUCUAGACAAAAAUAAAUGUGAAGGCGAACUCUACACUGAACAUUUACCUUCUGAUAAGACACUACAUAUUGAUGACCUUUAUCUCAUUUCGGACUCAUUUGUAGCAUCAACAAAUGAACAUCCAGAUGCAAACAGAAUACUAAACUUACAAAAUAUAGAUCAUAAAGGAGUUCACUCUAAAUUUUUUAAUUCAAAAAAUGAAGAGAUUGUACCCCCCAUCCGUAUCAUAUCUAACGAAGUUCCAAUUUUUAGUAACCCUGAUAAUGCGCAAGAUGAUUUUGAUUCAUGUUCCGUAAAUAUGAUUCCAAACGAGAAUAUAAACACAAAUUGUAUACCUAAUACAGAUAUGUACCUUUUCAGUAAUCAUUCAGAGACAUCAAAUACAAACGAUAUGACUUAUUCACAAUUUCAUGAGACUAUAAAGGAUCCAUGUUAUGUGUAUGAUGAAAACAGUUAUGGCAAUUUUAAUAUUCUAAAUGAAGCAGAUACAAAUAAUCUAAUCAAUACUAACGUAAAUGAGAACGAUUCUGAAAAUACCAGUCUUGUUAAUUCCCAUAGCAAUAUAUUAUAA
Plasmodium gonderi is the source of this 1323-nucleotide messenger RNA. RefSeq lists its product as hypothetical. Lineage: Eukaryota; Apicomplexa; Aconoidasida; Haemosporida; Plasmodiidae. The coding region runs from base 1 to 1323 and encodes 440 amino acids. The transcript has a single exon. The record is from RefSeq and is a predicted model, not a curated record.